Alligator mississippiensis (American alligator) is the source of this 1069-nucleotide messenger RNA. Its product is annotated as immunoglobulin superfamily member 1. The record is from RefSeq and is a predicted model, not a curated record. The transcript is spliced from 3 exons. NCBI's taxonomy places the organism in Eukaryota, Metazoa, Chordata, Crocodylia, Alligatoridae. The coding region runs from base 1 to 762 and encodes 253 amino acids.
AUGGCACCUGCUCUCACAGUCCUCUUCCUGGCUCAUCGAGAAUACCCCAAGCCCCUCAUCUCUGUGAUCCCCAGCCAGGUGGUGGCACUUGGGGGGAAUAUCACCAUUCACUGUGAGGGUUUGUACCCAGGCAUGAAGUUCUAUCUGUACAAACCUAGAUACACAGACCAGCUGCAGCAGGAGGUGCCUGGGCGGAACGUGUCUGAGUUUCUCAUCACCAAUGUGAGUGGGGAAGAUAGAGGGAGCUACAGCUGCAGCUAUCACCCCAUAACAGAUGAGAACCGCUGGUCAGAUCUCAGUGACCCUGUGAAGCUGGUGGUUGGAGAGCCCAGCCACCCAAAACCCAGCAUCUCCCUGAGCCCCAGCAGCGAGGUGAGCCCAGGGAUACCUGUGACCAUCCAGUGUCGGGGUCCGCAACAAGGGAUGAGGUUUGCUCUGAUCAGAGUGGGAAGCAGUUUCCCACCCCAGGACGCCUUCGGGUUUCAGGCUCAGUUUGUCAUCCCCAGUGUGAGCACUGAGCACAGCGGGAGCUACAGCUGCUACUACCACAGCAAAUCUGACCCGUUCACUGUGUCUGAGUCCAGCGACCCUGUGGAGCUGGUGGUGAGAGGUGAGGGGCACAAUUCAGCAUCCUGCUCCCAGCCUCACUCACAGCCAGACCCCCAGAGGGUGCUGGUGAUGGGUGGGAUGUUUCAAGCCAGGCCCUAUUCUAGAGCCCAGGAUGGGGAACACCCAGUUAGGGAGCAGGGACUGAGACACUAGGAGGGUUAGCAUGUACCAGGGAGCAGCAGAUGCUGGAGGUUGAGGGCAGCUGUUUGUUCAGCCUUUGGUCUGCCCCUUUGUGCAAGUGCAUUCAGGAGCCGUGAUCACACCCCAUUUGCCCCAGUCUGUGUCCAGGGGGUGGUGAAUGAGGCUGUAGGAGGAAGAAGAAUGGAUCUGGGAUGUCAGGUGCUGGGUAGGAUCCAGGAGAUCAUGCUGCAGUUCCUGGGUCCAUCGCAGAUGGGAGCUGCCUGCUGCAGGCUCAGGCUCCCCACCCUGGGUGAGGGGGUGCCGGGGGCUGUGUGCUCCU